CGCUAGGGGCAGUGUGCUCGGACUGAGCAGGCGCAGUAAGAGCGGAAAGAGCGGCAUUAGAAAUAACUCGGGUCCAACACGUGUGUGCUGUGCGGCGAAAGAAGAAACAAAACAUUCAGCGGGUAAAGCAUUAAAGCGUGCGUGCGCCUGCAGUUUACGGUCUUAAAUAUGACGAAGAUAAAGAAAGAGAAGACUGCUACUGACGAAGAGGCAGGAGCUCCAGAGAAAUCCUACCAGGAUUUGGUAGCUAACAUCAAUCCUAUUGCUAACCCAUUAGCCUCGCGAAAGUUAAGCAAGAAGCUCUACAAAUGCGUGAAAAAAGCUGCCAAGCUAAAACAGAUUCGCCGGGGUGUAAAAGAAGUACAGAAGUUCAUAAACAAAGGAGAGACCGGGAUUGUGGUACUUGCUGGAGACACACUUCCAAUUGAUGUAUACUGCCACUUACCAGUCAUGUGUGAGGACAGAAACUUGCCCUAUGCUUUCAUUCCUUCAAAAGUGGAUUUGGGGUCCUCAGCUGGUUCAAAGCGGCCGACGUGUGUGAUAAUGAUCAAACCCCAUGAUGAAUACAAGGAAGCUUAUGAUGAGUGUAUGGAAGAAGUCUGUGCGCUUCCAAAACCCAUCUAAGUGUGCUGUCCAGCACUGGUGUCAUUUGAACAUUGUCGCAGCACAUUUAUACAGAGUGAUUUUCAAAAUGUGCAGCUCCCGUGUACCAUUGUGGAAUGUUGAAGGUUUUUCGUUUGGGAAGAAACAUUGGGAAUUCUGGUAAAAUGGCCGUUCGGCUGUGAUAAUGACCUUUUUUGUUCUGAUGUUCUGAUGUUUCUGUUGAAAUGGUGACUGUAUUUUUGUAUGCCAUGUGCUUUGAUACCAAAUUGAGCAUUUGCUACAUUGUGUAGUUAUUUUGUCAGAUACUUUAAGUAUUUCACUGCUGUUAUUGCUUUUAUUUGAAAAAUUCCUAAUAUUUUUGAGGUCUUAUGCUUAAGGUCUUUGUUGGUCCUGAAAUAUUUUGAAAGCAUACUCUGCAGUAAAGUCUUUACAUGAAUUUUGCAAUUUGUGUUGUAUAGUCUCCUUUUAAUCUGUGCCCUCUGUUCUGAAAUAAUCAGUGCUUCUCAACACCACUACCAGUUUUUCAAAAUAUAAUACUGAACUGAAAUAAAGAUUUUGGUGUGGAGAAACUGUAGUGGCCUGCACAGAGCUA
This is a messenger RNA of Pygocentrus nattereri (red-bellied piranha), 1195 nucleotides long. RefSeq names its product NHP2 ribonucleoprotein homolog (yeast) (gene nhp2). Lineage: Eukaryota; Metazoa; Chordata; Actinopteri; Characiformes; Serrasalmidae. Gene Ontology annotation, biological process: snRNA pseudouridine synthesis; rRNA pseudouridine synthesis. Gene Ontology annotation, molecular function: box H/ACA snoRNA binding. Gene Ontology annotation, cellular component: box H/ACA snoRNP complex; nucleolus. The record is from RefSeq and is a predicted model, not a curated record. The transcript is spliced from 4 exons. Bases 169 to 624 code for a protein of 151 amino acids.